AUGGCUUCGACUGAAGUCUCAGCUCGACCCCACGAUCGACACGGUCGUCGACUUCCUUUCUCGAAUUGGAUGAAGCGCCUUGCCAAUCUCAAGAACACUUCUGUUUCCUACCCUGGCUCUUCGAACAAGCAGAAUGGUUCUCCGAGCGCUUCCAAGAGCAAGAAGGGCGCCAAUAUCAAAAACAACCCAUACUCCCUGUCAGGUAAUAUCAGCAAUUUGGGAAAUGGCCACCUCUCUUUCUCUGAACCCCCUGCUAGCGAGCGACCCAGCCAACUGUCCCGCUCAGUACCGUCGUUGUCGGAAUCAGGUUUGGACCAGAAUGCAUCAGCAGUGGGCACAAAAUCUGCUGCGCCCACGCUCUCUACAAAUGCGGACACCACCUUAUCAGACGCUGCGAAUUCCAAAGCCGGUACUGCCAUAACCACUGGUGGUGCUCUUGGUUCGCAAGGAGGUGGGGAAGGGAGUACAUUUUCCUCACCAGCACCGUCUGUGCGUUCACUUACGACAACACUUACAACUGUCCAAUCCACUGCUCCGUCGAACCAGAUCCAUGGAGGGCUUUUCGGUCAUCACGUUUCUCACAGUGCUAGUCAGCAAACUGGCCUUCAAUUCAGUCAUCAAUAUCCCAUAUCUCCUGCCACCGCGGUUCCUGCCCACCUUUCUCCUAACCCAACAACUUACAUCUCAGCAACGGCAAAUAACCUCCUGACUGAUAACGCGUCUGUGCUGACGUUAGCAUCUUCCUCCAAACGCCGGCGCCGCAACUCUCUGGACACCAAUGCUUCAGUUCGUGCCUUGGCUCCUUCAUCAAUCUUCAGCGGAAGCCGCGAAAGUUUGCCCUUGAGCGUUCUCAGUGGCAAUAUGGGAUAUCCGGGAGCUGCCGGAGAGCCAUCCAAUGCUUCAAUCACCAAUGCGCCGGGCGUUCUAAAUCGUCCAAACCUAGCCAACACCGAACGAGGCAGUAUAUACUCAUAUGCUGGAGCUGCUUCGGGGGAACGGAGCAGCUAUCAGCCGGGCAGACUGCAGCUUGGUGAUACUGGCAGUGUUAGGAGUGCGAACAACUCGCACCACGGGAGGAAUGAUAGUAUAGCUGGCAGUAUUGUCGGCAACGUGGUGGGCAACCAUUCCGUCUCCGGCGCUCCUGGGCGAGUAAGCCGGCGGAGUUCCGGGUGGGCAGAAGUCCCAGGGGCCGACGACAGUGAGGAUGAGGCCCUGUCAACCGGAGCAGACGAACUAAAUAGAAAUGUUAGUAAUAAGGGCAAGGCAAAAGCGAAUUAG
This is a messenger RNA of Paracoccidioides brasiliensis Pb18, 1278 nucleotides long. RefSeq lists its product as uncharacterized. The record is from RefSeq and is a predicted model, not a curated record. The transcript is spliced from 2 exons. Bases 1 to 1278 code for a protein of 425 amino acids.